Molecule: messenger RNA, 630 nt
Organism: Chenopodium quinoa (quinoa)
Lineage: Eukaryota; Viridiplantae; Streptophyta; Magnoliopsida; Caryophyllales; Amaranthaceae
Product: DNA damage-inducible protein 1-like
Exons: 1
Coding region: 1-630 (209 amino acids)
Source: RefSeq, a predicted model, not a curated record
AUGGCUAUGCUCAAGUCACUUCACAUCAACAUUCCAUUCCUUGAAGCCAUGACUCAAAUGCCACCCUAUGCAAAAUUCCUCAAGGAACUCCUCUCCAACAAAAAGAAGCUAAGUGAUGAGUGUAUCACUCUUCCUCAUCAAGUUAGUGCCCUAGUGCAAAGAACCUUGCCUACCAAGCAAUGUGAUCCGGGAAGCUUCACUCUUCCGGUCAAGAUUGGUGAUAUGGAGACCACGGGUGCACUAGCCGAUCUUGGGGCAAGUGUGAGCCUCAUUCCACUAUCCAUUGCAAAGAAGCUCAAGUUCGAGAUGAUACCUUCAAGAAAGGUGAUUCAAUUAGCCGACCGGUCCACAAAAUUCCCAUGCGGUGAGUUAGAAGACGUUCCUAUCAAGAUUGGGAAUUUGUUUGUGCCUUGCGAUUUUGUGGUGAUGGAUAUGGAGGAGGACCCUCAUACUCCUCUUAUCCUUGGAAGAGAGGCACUCAAGACCAUGGGAGCGGUCGUCAAUUGCAAAGAUAAUACCAUUACAUGUGAGGUGGCCAAUGAGAAGUACAAGUUUGAAUUCUCAAAGACUUUGAAGCAACCUAUGGUAGAGAAGAUUUGGCGGGUGGACUUUGGUGGACUCCGAACUUGA